Molecule: messenger RNA, 3019 nt
Organism: Nymphalis io (European peacock)
Lineage: Eukaryota; Metazoa; Arthropoda; Insecta; Lepidoptera; Nymphalidae
Product: multiple C2 and transmembrane domain-containing protein-like
Exons: 14
Coding region: 105-2030 (641 amino acids)
Biological process (GO): regulation of neurotransmitter secretion
Cellular component (GO): synaptic vesicle membrane
Molecular function (GO): calcium ion binding
Source: RefSeq, a predicted model, not a curated record
CAAAGGUCCAGCUCGAAUCAGUGCCGCUCCAUGAUGGUGUAAAGUGUAAACAAAAUGAGGAAGUCGAUGUUGUUCAUUUAUCAACGGCCUUACGAAACCCGGUAAUGUUAUCGGAUCGUGACGAAAUUACGCCGGACAGACAGAUUGACUUUGAACGGGUGUCACAAGAUAUCGAAAAUAUAGAUGAAUCGGAAAAAUGUCUAAUUGACCGUAAUGCCAAUGUUGCGAUAACUCCGCAGUCCGAUAAUAUUGGCCGUGAUUCCCUUACCCAAUCAGAAAAGGUUGAGUCAAUUCCGAUACCGGACGGCUUGGUGAUGGACCCGAUGUCGCCCACUGCGCUAGUCGUCCCAAAUCAGCUCAUGGGCCGCAUCGGUAGUGGGCUGAAUUUAAUCAGAGAUCACGGCAAGAAAGUUCAAAAAUAUCUCUUAAAAAACCGGAAGUUUGAAGGUCUCAAGAAAUCAUGGACAUCAAUCGUGAAUAUAGUUUUGAUUGAAGCCAAAGAUUUGCCAGACGCGCCGGCGAACGGAUCCAGCGGUCUUUACUGCAAGUUUAAAUUAGGUAGUGAAACUCAUAAGUCAAAGCAAGUAAACAAAACAAAGCCAGUAUGGCGGGAACGGUUCAACUUGUACUUGGACGAAGACAGCUCUCUCGAGGUCAAUGUAUGGCACAAAACAAAACAGAAAAACUUUAUGGGCCGAUGCGUCAUCGAUCUCUCUCAACUGGAGAAAGAAAAAACACAUGAUCUAUGGUCAGAAUUAGAUUGCGGGUUCGGCUCAGUGCAUAUGCUGAUCACGCUCAGUGGAUCCGAGCGUCGCAUUUCAACUGAAAAUAUGCUUACUACGAAUGGUGUACAUCAUGAAGCGCCAACGGAAGAUAAGUUUGUUUGGUAUAAGUUGGAUGAUUGGACAAAUGUUGGUGAAUUAACAGUGACAGUGCACGGUGCGAAGGGUUUAAGCGCUCUAAAUAUUAGUGGUAACGUCAAUGCCUUUUGUGUGCUGGAGUUGGACAACGCGAGGAUCCAGACUCACACUGUGCGAGGGACCUCAGAACCGAACUGGAACAAGACCUUUACAUUCUGUGUUAAUGACGUCACGUCGGCAUUAGACAUAGCUGUCCAUGACGAAUCGAUAUUGCAAUCGAUGAAAGGCGAGACAAUCGGAAAAAUAUCGAUACCAUUGUUAAGGAUAAAGAACAAUGAAAAACGAUGGUAUGCUCUGAAGGACCGAUCGAAACGACAUAGCGCAAGAGGAAACUGCCCGAGGAUUCUGUUAGAUAUGUGUCUUGUAUGGAAUCCGGUUAAAGCUUCAAUGCGCGUACUAAGACCAAAGGAAACUAAAUAUAUAUUAAAACCGGCGAAAUUUGACAUCCCUCUUAUAUACAGCAAUUUGAAAUUCAUUAAGGAUAUAUUUAAAGUUUUCCAAAAUGGAAACGAGCAUUUGAAGCGAUUAUUCGAAUGGGAGAAUCAGGAGAAAUCUGCGAUGGCCUUAAUCGGGUGGCUGAGUUUCUGGUACUUCUUUAGGAUGUGGAUGACGCCGCUCCUACUAGUCUUGCCCUUUGUCCACUAUUGGCUCACUCAAAGAAACAACAACGCUCUCGUCCCGGUAUGUCAAAUAGAUGAUGAGUAUAUUGAAGAAGACCAGGAUACUAAGGAUGAAAAGACGAUAAAAACUCGCCUAAGCGAGCUUCAAGAUCUAACAUUAACCAUCAAGAACGGAAUAGACUACGUGGUAUCGUUACUCGAAAGGAUAAAGAACUUGGUAAACUUCAGCGUGCCAUAUUUAAGCUAUUUAGCUAUAGUGUCUCUCAUUGGGCUAUCUAUAGCUUUCUAUCUUAUACCAGUCAAUUAUUUAUUUAUGGUAUUUGGUCUUUAUAAGUUUACACGUAAGUUCUUAAAUCCAACGAGAGUUCCGAACAACGACAUCUUGGAUUUUAUAUCACGUGUGCCGGAUGAUGAGAUCUUGAAACAAUGGCGGGAGUUGAAAGUUCCAGAGCCAAACUUCAAUUCAUCAGAUCCGGCGAAAAGCAGAUAGUAAAUGUCCAAGGGAAAUGUUGGACUUAUAUAUAUAUAUACACUUUGUUCUUCGGAGUAAGUGCCAUAGUGGAGAAGCCAGGGUGUUAAGACUACUGCGAGCAAGUCAGGCAACAAAUACAAAAAUGCGGAUCAUGUAUCUGCAACUUGUAUGAAUAAACUAACUGUUCCUCGAGAAUCUGUCACCGCUUUUUUUUCGUUAAAGUUAUAGAGUACCAGGGCCACCAUGUCCCAGGCUACUUCAAUGUCAAAUUUCAUUUCUAUCAGUUAAUUAUCUUAUUCUAUGAGGUAACGAACAGACAGGCAGAGCUAUUUACGCAUUUAUAAUAUUAAUAAGAAUGGUGAGAUGGAAAAUUUCUAGGUUCUCAUAAUGUUUUAAAAUAAAAUGUUUGUAUAGAAAAAAGCGUUUAACUCCUGUCACGUGUAUUUAAUUUUUUUUUUUUAUUAAAAAUCCUCAAGAAUAUUUAACACUUAUUUUUCAUAAUGACACAGUCAAUACUCAUUAAGUUCCAUAAAUAAAUUAAAUUUAACCGCGUAGUUAAAAAAGCGGCGUCUGACGCUGGGUUUGUACUUGCCUUUAGCUAUAAUAUACGAUUGUGAUUUUUAUGCUUAAUCAUAUUUAUUAAAAGUAUUAUAAAUAAAAAGUAUUUAAUCGAUAGUAUGCCUCAAAUUGAGGUUGAUAUAGAUCUUGUUAUACUCGUUGAAUGCACUUGAGUAUCUUGAUUGGGUUCCGGUACGCCUAAUUCUUUCCAAUCUUUCUGUAAAUUUAUGAAAUAAAUUGUUAAUAUAUAUUCUAUAUAUAUAGUUUGUAAAAUUUGUGAUAUGUACGUUCAAAAACAAAAGUUUUUAGAAAUUCUGUUUACUUUUAUUUGUAAUUAGGACACAAAGUUAAUUUAUAACAAAUUUUGUUUUUCAAUGUACUCAACUUGAUUGCUCAAUAAAACUUGCCUUUGUGAUACAUUGAAAAUGAAAAUGUUUCGUAGAUUUAAG